AGGGCGGCAGUGGGGUGCGUCACAGGUCAGACGAGUAGCGUAGCGGGCACAACCUCCUUGACUGGAUGGGGUUCUCUUACACUCUCAACGUCACUGGUGAGCCUGCCUACAAUGUUGAUCAGUGCGAAUUCCAGGCUCGAAGCGUGAUCGCCUGUGUCCCUCAAGAACGGAGGGCGUUUGAUGCACGUUUGAGCGGCGAUAUUGCGUGAAGGUGGGCAUCAAUGUUUUUUCUCUGCUUCCCUCGACUUUAUACGUUCAGGACUACUCUCCCUCGUUCGAUUUGGCAGCAAGUUUCCCUCUGCUACGAAAUUGAUCCGCUAGCCCAGGAACGCGUCGACGCGCCUGUGGCUGGAAAAUGAAGGGACUGACGCGUAAGAGCCUGCCCUGAAGAACACGUGGCUGUGGGUCCGGCGCUAGGACUCUCAUACGUAAAGACGCCCAGCCCUGUUCACGCCUUGUUCACUCCCUCCAUUGUUCCGUCCAUAUCUUAGGUCCUCCGUCUGUAGCUUUCCCCGGUCGCUCGUUAACCCUAGGCAAUUAUGCAAAGACGGCCUCCUGUGGCUGUCGGCACGCUCUCUCAGGCUCCUUCAAUCUCUCCUCUCACUCGCAAACGCUCGUCUCUCGUUUCUUGCGUAUCAUCCCCGCAUACUCCAACAGGAGGAGGCAAUUCUCCUCUGCCUUUGUUUGCUUCAAACACCAAUAGAAACAGCUCAAGCAGUUGGAAUAGCUCAAACUAUGAUGCAGAUGAUAUCGAGUGGGAGUGGCAGCCAGAGCAAAUCAAGCUCUUGUCGAGGACCUUGGAUGCUCUUCCUCAGCACUUGCUGACGCCUUUCAAUGGGCCUGUUCCGCCUUCUAACCUCUUGGAUAAGAUCGCGAGGGGUGUCUCACAGGCGAAAGGACCCAUCGAUUGGCAGCAUUCCUUACGGGCUACUCGCGCCAAGAUAGUCGAGUUGGCUCGCAAGCGUGCUAAGGAGUCCAGCGAUGAUGACACAAGUGACACCAUUGCAGAGGAAGAUAGCGCUGGUUCCGACGUGCCGCUUCAACAGACAACCAACACUGGUCUCAAGCGACCUCUGUACAGGCAGUCAAGUAUGGACUUCAUGCGAUCCGCUAAGAUUGAUAUCAAUGACAAUGGUAAUAUCCGCCGUCUCUCUCACCGUCUUCAACGAACGGAACGUAUGCUUUCAAGCCCGACUUAUCACCCAUAUGCACGUUCCAUUCGUUCCCCGGCCCCUUUUGAAUCUUCCAACCGCGUUCAAUCCCUUCAUCCUUCUACUCCAAGCUCAAGCACCCUGAACUCGAGCCUCUCGGGUUCUCAAGAGUACGACCCUAGAAAGUCGUUCUCGUCCAACUCAAGCACAUCAGAAGACCCGUUCAUUCAGCCAAUCAACCCUCGCGUUCGUCGCAUCAAACGUGCUGAGACGUUCACGUCCUCUAGCCUCCAUAGUCCCAUGCGCUCCCUGAAGCGAGCCCCUUCUUACGGUGGUAGUUCCCGUAACAGCUUGGACUCAGUCGCAAUGAGCGUCGACUAUAAGGCUAAAGAUUCUGAUGUAACUUCAUCUGAUGAAGAAGAGAAGUUGCGGAGUAAGAAAGCGAAGAAAGCUCGCACGCAAGCUUCCUCGCCUACUCCCACAACUCCCUCCGUCCCAUUCACACCUGCCUCUUCGAGGCCUAUGACUCGUUCCAAGACGAGCUCUUUAAAGACGCCCGCUCCCAAGCCUGUCAAGUCUACGUCCACAGUCAUUAAACCAGGCAAACAACCGUCUACCCCUUCAUCCAAGGCAGCCUCGAGGCUUCCCCGGGCCAACCUUCAGCGCAAUUCCAGCAUUAUCGGACCUGAGUUGCCUAACCCUCAACCCAAUUUGGCCAUGCCUACUUCAAUUCGAUCGCCUCGUACCGCCAGACCGGCGGCAUCCAGCAAGAUCGUCGACACCCCAACGAGUAUCAAGACCAACAGUACCGGUAGUGUCGCUCGUAGUCCUCCUGUCAGCUCUCCUGUUGGCAGAUCACCAUCUGUCCAGAGUCCUCCGAAGACACUCCGACGAAGCAAAGGCACCGCUCCGGCUACCCGUCGUGCCCCUGCUCGAAAGAUUUCUUUCGGGAGUUUGCUCCCUGCUGCCGAGGAGGAGAACGACCCUGAAGGUGGCGCCGGAUGUGGACUCGGACUCGGAAGUGCUUUCCAAUUGCGUUAGGUGACUCAUCGACCACCCUUCACAACUUGAACCUCGUGCUUUUGAUCAUCCCUCGUGUGUGCUCCAUCACGUUUGGAUCGACUUGCAUUCUUGACAAAUUGUUCAAGAUUAUCAUCACCAAUCAAUCACUCAUCAUCGAUCCUGGAUGCAGCGGUAGUAUUCCUACUCUCUGCUUCGACGGAUCGACUUCGGCUCUAUCUUUUUCCCGAUUGCUUCAUUAUAAGUUCAUAACUCACCCUCAUUGCAUUCACUAUUUCCUUGCUUCCAAUUCUCAGAUCAUCUCGGCUCCCGGAUGCCGCAUCCUCUCCUUGCUUCUUGCUUAUGCUCAAUCACACUCUCUGAAAGGAUUUCUCUUGCUCUAUCUCUCUAUCUAUACCGGAUGGCAUCCUUGCAUCAACCACACUCAUUCGUCUCCCCUCUACUCCAAUCACCAGCUCGGUUCUGGUUGUGACAUAGUGUAUAGUAGGAGCUUCGUCUCCACCUUCAGUCAACUAGAUCUAUCUGUUCAUUUCCUUUCAUGUGUUUACUCAAAACACUGCCGCUCACACCUUCCUUAUUGUUUAACCUUCCCUCUGUGCUAUCAUUCGUCAUCUCUCCUCUUCUGCCGGGCACGCAUACAUGCCUUACCUUUCUGUACGGAUGGGUAAGUGCUACAUGGGGCCCCUUUUUCCUGUGUUAUUUUUUUUUCUUGUAUAUAUGUUGUACUGUUCGACCUUUGUUUUAUUUCCGGUCGUUGUGUCAAUAGUUCGUCGCGCUUGUUGCUGGGCACUGUAGAAUACGCGUUGAGUGCAAUGUAUUCUGACUGUCGUGAAGUC
This is a messenger RNA of Somion occarium, 3007 nucleotides long. The record is from the annotation of a GenBank genome assembly. NCBI's taxonomy places the organism in Eukaryota, Fungi, Basidiomycota, Agaricomycetes, Polyporales, Cerrenaceae.